UGACACACACCACAUUACCGUCACCACCAAUAGCUUCCACCCUGACAAGGAAGUGGUCGAGAAACUCGCAAUUUAUAAAGCGCCAGAUCCUGUCCUUUUUUCCGUUACAUUCAUUCAUUUCACACGAAAUAAUUUUUUAUCGAGCGCUAGGGUUUCGCUGAUUUUUUUGUGAUUUAUUUGGAUUUUUUCGGUUUAAUUUUUUUUUAUUUUUUAAAAACUUUUUUAUUCCUUUAUUUUUUGCGAAUUAUUUUUUUUAUUUCAAAUAAUUUUUUCCUUUUUUUCUUCGUGAAAUCGUUCUUCUGUGUGGUUUUUCUUUCUUUUUCUUCUACACACAUACCGAUCUUAUUUCAUUUAAAUCAACACUAAAAUGACUGUUAACGACAUGCCUGAACACAAGUUUUCGUUGUCUACCGAAUUGGUGCAUGUCACCACGAACAAGGAUCAAUACAAGGCUUCCUCUGUUCCUAUCUACCAGUCGGCUACCUUCCAACAAGAGACUCUCGACAGUCCUGGUGAAUUCGACUACACCCGGUCGGGAAACCCUACUCGUACUACCUUGCAAGGCCACUUGGCCAAGUUGAUGAAGGCCAAGCAUGCUUUCGUUACUAGCAACGGUAUGUCAGCCUUGGAUAUGAUUGUUUGUAUGCUGGAGUCCAACAGCCACGUUGUUGCUGGCGACGACUUGUAUGGCGGCAGCGACCGUUUGUUGACUCACUGCAAGAAGUUGUAUGGUUUUGAGGUGUCCAACAUUGACACGACCUCCAUCACUGCCUUUGAGGCUGCUUUGCGCCCCGAUACGGCUAUGGUUCUGGUCGAAAGUCCUACCAACCCAAUGAUUAAGAUUUGCGACGUAAAGGAGGUCAUCCGUAUUACCCGCCAAAAGUCUCCCAAGGCUAUCAUUGUCAUUGACAACACAAUGCUUUCUCCCAUCUUGUGUAACCCCCUUGACUUUGGUUAUGACAUCGAGUACGAGUCCUGCACCAAGUACUUGUCUGGUCACCACGAUGUCAUGGGCGGUGUGAUUGCCACGAACAGCGACGAGUUGGCCAAGCGUAUUUACUUCAACAUUAACAGUCGCGGUGCUGCCCUUGCUCCCUUCGAGUCCUUCUUGUUGCUUCGUGGCAUCAAGACGAUGGGACUUCGUGUGGAGCGUGCCCAAGCAAACGCAAUUGCCGUUGCCAAGUUCUUGAAGAGCAAGGGUCUUAAAGUUAACUUCCCUGGUCUUGACCCCGAGGACCCUUCCACCGCCGUCUUUAAUAGCUUUGCUCGUGGACCGGGUGCUGUCAUGUCUGUGCAGACGGGUAGCGUUGAGAAGUCGAGAGCUAUUUGCGAUAACACGAAGCUUUUCGAGAUCUCCGUCUCUUUCGGUUCCGUUAACUCCCUUAUCAGUAUGCCUGCAUACAUGAGUCAUGCUUCCAUUGCCAAGGAGGUCCGUGAGGAGCGUGGCCUUAAGGAAGACUUGAUUCGUAUUUGCAUUGGUAUCGAGGAUGCAGACGAUUUAAUUGCUGACCUUGAUAAUGCGUUGAAGGUUGCUAAGCUGAACUAAUGAUUGCCUGAUUUUGCACUUCCUCACAAAAGAACUGUUCUGCGUUUCCGAACGCGGAACUUCCGCUGCAUUUUGCUUUCCUCCUCCCUUAAAGCUUCAUAUUUGGAUUAGGUUAUUCAAUAAAUAUAAAAUGAUUGCCAAAUAAAUGGAUAGUGGGGAGUUUAUGAGGACGUAAUGUUGUUACACAUGGAGAAACGAGACAGUGUAAGUAUGCAUCUGUCAAUCCAUGAU
Messenger RNA from Schizosaccharomyces japonicus yFS275, 1777 nucleotides. RefSeq names its product cystathionine beta-lyase. Gene Ontology annotation, molecular function: pyridoxal phosphate binding; cysteine-S-conjugate beta-lyase activity. Bases 368 to 1546 code for a protein of 392 amino acids. Gene Ontology annotation, biological process: L-methionine biosynthetic process; sulfur compound metabolic process; transsulfuration. The transcript has a single exon. Gene Ontology annotation, cellular component: peroxisome. NCBI's taxonomy places the organism in Eukaryota, Fungi, Ascomycota, Schizosaccharomycetes, Schizosaccharomycetales, Schizosaccharomycetaceae. The record is from RefSeq and is a predicted model, not a curated record.